AGUAUCAACAUACCUGUUUUUGGCCAAACAGCAUUAAGUGCAAUGCCAUCAGGUUUUCAUUCCUCCGCCAAUGGUGUGGCAGCUUUGAAAGCAUCGAUUCAGGGUCUCAAAAUGUACAAAAUGAUAUCCAGGAUGUUCGUCCGGGAGAGUAAAACCGCGUUGGAGCCUUUGAAACGCAUCCCGAUACAACGAGGACUUGUCAAAGCGGUGAAGAGCGCGGACGAGCCCGGCAAAGUGGCUAACAUGAAAAAAUACUGGUUCGGCAGGUACAUGAAUUACAUCAAGAACUACGAGAGCACGCUCGAGCAGAGAUUCCCACGUACGAUGCAGGUGUACCGCGUGUUCAGCGUCGGCAGCAAAGACGUGUACGCGGACCUGAAGAAAUUCGUAUCCGCGAUCAAGAAACAGGGAUUGAACGGCACCGAUAACUUAACGCGAGAGGAGCUGCAGCUGAUGCACACGAUGCCGAAAGAUCUGCGAAAAUUGUCGCCGUUGUUUCUACUGUCGGCUGUCCCGUUUACGAAUUACAUUAUUUUUCCUCUGGCCAUUUACUUUCCACGCUACCUGUUGACGUCACACUAUUGGACUCUGCAGCAGAAAUUAGACUUUAUGCUCUCCGAUCACAAAAGAAGACUCAAGCACAAUAGGUUGCUGUUUAGAUGCAUGCAAGCAGAGUUUAAGACAAUCAAGGAUCAAACGCUCAGGAUAAAGUGGAGAGAUGUUAUAGCCUGUCUAGGAAGCGGUACGCAUCCAACUACCAAAAAUAUUAUAGUCUGUUCUGAGCUCUUCUCGGGUCCACCAUAUUCCCUCAAUACUCUGAAGAGGAAACACAUGAAAGAGUUAUUAGCAAUACACGGCAUGUCUUUGUGGAGACCUUUCAAAAGAAAAAGAUUGAUGGAAAGGGGUAUGUUAAUUUUGCGAAUGGAUCGUGCUAUUAUAAGAGAAGGAGGAGUAAAAGCAAUGCCUAAUGAAGCAAUGCGAUGGGCUCUAUCCUUUAGAGGUUUAAACCCUGCCAACAUGUCUAUAGAAAAUAUGAGAAGCUGGCUUGAGCAAUGGUUAGAGGUCUCAGCAUCUAUUGACAAAAGUAAUAUAUCUUUGUUAUUGCAUAAUCCAAUUUUGUUAGCUUAUAACCAUUCAACAAAUUGGAUCCUUAUAUAUAAUAAUUAAAAAAUAACAAAAAAGAUGACUUCUUCGUUUUUGCGAGAUCUCAGACAAUUAAUUUUAAUAAUAUUAACUUUCACAAAAAUUUAUAUUUUGAAAUUUCUAGUCAAUUUAGAAUUGAUAUUUUGCUUAAAAAUAUUUUUCAUAUAUUACUAAAUUAUUAGAGUUAAUAUAUUGCUCUUUCAUUUGUGAAUACCGAAGUAAACAUCGUUUUUUUAAAUGCUUAAUAUUUCUAUCGUCAAUCAAUAUCUCUUAACAGAUACAUAUAUAUAUCUUUAAACUUUUCGUGCAAUAUAUACAG
This is a messenger RNA of Nylanderia fulva, 1462 nucleotides long. Its product is annotated as LETM1 domain-containing protein 1. NCBI's taxonomy places the organism in Eukaryota, Metazoa, Arthropoda, Insecta, Hymenoptera, Formicidae. Gene Ontology annotation, molecular function: ribosome binding. Gene Ontology annotation, biological process: intracellular monoatomic cation homeostasis. The record is from RefSeq and is a predicted model, not a curated record. Gene Ontology annotation, cellular component: mitochondrial inner membrane.